AUGCUGGACCCCGAGCGCGGCUGGAGCCUGUCCUUCUCGGGCUGCGGCUUCCUGGCCAUCUACUAUUUGGGGGUGUGCCGCUGCCUGGCCGAGCACGCCCCCCACGUCCUUCGCGACGCGCGCAUGAUGUUCGGAGCCUCCUCGGGGUCGCUGUUGUGCGCCGUGUUACUCUCCGGGCUGUCCUUUGACCAGUCAGUGCAAAUCUUCAUGGACCUUGCCCUGUGGGCCCAGAGCCCGAACCUCCGCAUCUUCCGCCCGUCCAUCAACCUGAUGGAGUUCAUGCGCGCGGUCCUGCGCCAGCACCUGCCCGACAACAUCCAUGAGCGCCUCUCCGGAAAAGUCUACCUCUCCCUCACCCGAGUGGCCGACUGGAAAAACGUGCUGGUGUCCGAAUUCCAGUCCAAAGAGGAAGUCAUAGAUGCCUUGCUGUGUUCCACCUUCAUCCCGUUCUACUGCGGCUUCAUCCCGCCCUCCUUCAGAGGCGUGGACUAUGUGGACGGGGGACUGAGCAACAACAGCCCCUACAUGGACAGCAGAACCACCAUCACCGUGUCCCCCUACUACGGGGAGAAUGACAUCGGCCCCAGAAACAUUUCCAUGAAUUUGCUGGCUAUAGACUUCAACUCCCUCCACAUGCACGCCUGUGCGGAGAACACCUGUUUCAUGAUCUGGUCGCUGUGGCCCCCCAGUCACAAGGUCUUGUUGGAGUUCUGUGUUCAAGGGUAUCUGGACACAGUCAGGUUCUUGGAAGAGAAAGGCAUCUGUGACAGGCCCCAGCGGAGCCUGAGCGCACCCUCAGAAGAGCUGCAGGUCCUUGUGCCCCCCCAGCCACAAGGGGUGGCUGCCCCGGAGGAGAAGCCGGGAGACGAGCUGCUGGCCUACCUGCGAUGCAACAUCCAGCAGUGGGACGAGAGCUUCCUACAGAUCAUGUCACCCACGUUCAUCCUAGCUCUGCGCCACACAAUGAAAGAGACAGACGGGUACCUUGGCAAGAUCUGCAACCUCCUGCCCGUGAAGGUGCUGUCCUAUGCCCUGCUGUCCUGCAUGCUGCUCGUGGAGUUGGCCUUCUACGUGGUCUGGAGAUUGGCGCUGUGGGUUCCCAGGAUUCGCGAGGACCUCCCGCGGCUGCAGGGGGUGGCCUCCCGCGCUUACUCUCUGCUGCUGAUGCGCCAGUUCCAUGGUGCCAGGUAG
This is a messenger RNA of Talpa occidentalis (Iberian mole), 1191 nucleotides long. It is a transcript of the gene PNPLA3, whose product is annotated as patatin like phospholipase domain containing 3. The record is from RefSeq and is a predicted model, not a curated record. Gene Ontology annotation, molecular function: triacylglycerol lipase activity. Lineage: Eukaryota; Metazoa; Chordata; Mammalia; Eulipotyphla; Talpidae. The coding region runs from base 1 to 1191 and encodes 396 amino acids. Gene Ontology annotation, biological process: lipid homeostasis; triglyceride catabolic process. The transcript has 8 exons. Gene Ontology annotation, cellular component: cytoplasm; lipid droplet; membrane.